UUUUCUUCCCUAGCUUAAGCUUUUCCAGAAUACAUUUCAACAUAUCAAAUGCCCUUCUAAAAACAAACAUCGGAGCUACUUGUAAGCAAGUAUUUUCCUUCUCUUCAACAAUGGGGAACUCAAACUAGUACUCUCAGUUUUAGUUUCUUCUUAUCCUUUUCGUUUACGCAAAACUUCAAACAGCUUCUGGUCUUACCUCAAUGGCUCUCCCUCAGCUAAUCCCUUCUCACUCUUCUUCUUCACUCACUCACCAGCCUUCCAUAAACCCUAACGCAGCCAAUCCAUACCCCAUGUUGAAGUCCUUUUUGAAGCCAUCUUCUCUCUCUCAAUCUCGCAGGUUUCACAGGCUCAGCUCUCUUCGAGCUUCGGCCUCUUCCUUCCCCGAUAAUCACCAAACCGAUCCUUCUAAACCAGACGACGUCGUAGAGCUCCCUAUAUUUCCUCUCCCCUUGGUUCUCUUCCCCGGCGCUAUCCUCCCUCUCCAGAUUUUCGAGUUCCGUUACCGCAUUAUGAUGCACACGCUCCUCCACACCGACCUCCGCUUUGGCGUCAUUUACUCCGACUCCGUCACCGGCACCACCGACGUCGGCUGCGUCGGUGAGAUCGUCAAACAUGAGCGUCUCGUCGACGACCGCUUCUUCCUCAUAUGUAAAGGCCAGGAACGGUUCCGUAUCACCAACGUCGUCCGUACGAAGCCUUAUCUUGUCGCAGAAGUCAAUUGGCUCGAAGACCGACCCUCCGGGGACGAAGAUUUGGAAGGAUUGGCCAGCGAAGUGGAGACUUACAUGAAAGACGUGAUUCGGUUAUCGAAUCGUCUUAACGGGAAGCCGGAAAAGGAAACGCUGGAUUUGAGGAGGAAUCUGUUUCCGACCCCGUUUUCCUUCUUCGUGGGGAGCACAUUCGAAGGGGCGCCGAGAGAGCAACAGGCUUUACUGGAGUUGGAAGACACUGCCACCAGGUUAAAAAGAGAGAAGGAAACUUUAAGGAACACCCUUAAUUACUUGUCGGCCGCCUCGGCCGUGAAAGACGUGUUUCCCUCUUCGUGAUGAGGACUUUAAUCAAGCGAAAAAUUUCAGUGAAUAUAUAGAUAUUUUGAUGCGUAAUUCGUUAUACACGAACUGUAAAUUACGGAUAUGGAAUCUCUGCUUGUUUUUUCAA
Messenger RNA from Gossypium raimondii (Peruvian cotton), 1158 nucleotides. RefSeq lists its product as uncharacterized. Lineage: Eukaryota; Viridiplantae; Streptophyta; Magnoliopsida; Malvales; Malvaceae. The transcript has a single exon. The coding region runs from base 201 to 1046 and encodes 281 amino acids. The record is from RefSeq and is a predicted model, not a curated record.